UGUUCAUUAUUUUUAUAAAAUGGCUCAUUUGAUUCAUUAAUGUUACUUGUUAGGAUGAAUAAGGAAAAGCAUGCACUAUUCCCAAAAGCGGCCAGAGGUGACCUCUGAAAAUGGUUUGCUAUUCACUUGACCCAGAAAACCCCACAAAAUCAUGCAAAUCAAGAGGUUCAAAUAUUCGUGUUCACUUUAAGAACACUCAGGAAACUGCCCAGGCCACUGAGGGUAUGCAUAUUCGAAAAGCCACCAAGUAUUUGAAGGAUGUCACUUUACAGAAGCAGUGUGUGCCUUUCCGUCGUUACAGUGGUGGAGUUGGUAGGUGUGCCCAGGCCAAACAGUGGGGCUGGACACAGGGUUGGUGGCCCAAAAAGAGUGCUGAGUUUUUGCUGUACAUGCUUAAAAAUGCAGCGAGCAAUGCUGAACUCAAGGGUUUAGAUGUAGGUUCUCUGGUCAUUGAGCACAGCCAGGUAAACAGAGCUCCCAGGAUGCGGUGUAGAACUCACAGAGCUCAUGGGCGGAUCAACCCACACACGAGCUCUCCCUGCCACACUGAGAUGAUCCUCACUGAGAAAGAGCAGAUUGUCCCUAAACCAGAAGAGGAGGUUGCCCAGGGGAAAAAGAUAUUGCAGAAGAAACUGAAGAAACAAAAAUUUAUAGCCCAGGAGUAAAUUCAGCAUAAAAUA
This is a messenger RNA of Molossus molossus (Pallas's mastiff bat), 680 nucleotides long. RefSeq names its product 60S ribosomal protein L17-like. Gene Ontology annotation, cellular component: cytosolic large ribosomal subunit; ribosome. The record is from RefSeq and is a predicted model, not a curated record. The transcript has a single exon. Bases 111 to 665 code for a protein of 184 amino acids. Gene Ontology annotation, biological process: cytoplasmic translation. NCBI's taxonomy places the organism in Eukaryota, Metazoa, Chordata, Mammalia, Chiroptera, Molossidae. Gene Ontology annotation, molecular function: structural constituent of ribosome.